Humulus lupulus (European hop) is the source of this 2334-nucleotide messenger RNA. Its product is annotated as shaggy-related protein kinase theta. The record is from RefSeq and is a predicted model, not a curated record. The transcript is spliced from 13 exons. Lineage: Eukaryota; Viridiplantae; Streptophyta; Magnoliopsida; Rosales; Cannabaceae. Gene Ontology annotation, molecular function: ATP binding; protein serine/threonine kinase activity. Gene Ontology annotation, biological process: signal transduction; protein phosphorylation. The coding region runs from base 328 to 1761 and encodes 477 amino acids. Gene Ontology annotation, cellular component: cytoplasm.
UAGAACAGAGAAAAAACUCUAAAAAAUCUAUUACAGUCUGGGGGAGAGCGGGCUUCUUUCCCUUUUUAAUUUUUAUUUAUUAUUUCUAAUUUCUUCUCACUAUUUUCAGAGUUUGCCUCUUUCUUGUUUUGGAUUAGGGAUUGAGAGAGAGAGGAAGAGAGAAGGCAGGGGUAGAGAGGGAGACUUUCUCUCUCCUUUUAUUUUUUCAUUUUUGUGAUCGUGAUUCAUUAAACUCCUUCUUUGGGGGUGAUUGCAUUGAUUGGUAUUUGGGGAUUUGGAGAUAUUAGGGUUUGGAGGUGGGGUGCUGUGAAUCGUGGAAACGAAGAGAUGAAUAUGAUGCGUCGCCUUAAGAGCAUUGCCUCGGGUCGGACCUCAAUCUCAUCGGACCCUGGUGCGGAUGGUAGUACAAAGAGAGCAAAGGUUGAUCAAGAUAUGGAGCAAGUAAAUGUUGAAUCAAAUGCCAUUCAGGAAAGUGCUUCUAAUUUACAGCAGCAUGUGCCAUCUACUGCACUGGAAAAUGUUGCGUGCACGUCUACUUUACCUUCAAUUGCUAACUCCGAGUCAAAAGUCGAGGAAAUGGCAGAGAAAACUAGCUAUGAUCAGCUCCCCAAAGAAUUGCACGAAAUGAAAAUUAGAGAUGAGAAAGCUAAUAGCCGUGAUGAAAAGGACAUGGAACCCACUGUUAUAAAUGGUCAUGGAACGGAAACAGGUCAGAUUAUAGCAACAACAGUUGGUGGCCGAAAUGGACUACCGAAACAGACAAUUUCGUAUAUGGCAGAACGUGUUGUUGGAACUGGUUCUUUUGGUGUUGUCUUUCAGGCAAAGUGCUUGGAAACGGGUGAGGCAGUUGCAAUUAAGAAGGUUCUACAAGACAAGAGAUACAAGAAUCGAGAACUUCAAGUUAUGCGCUUGCUUGACCAUCCCAAUGUCAUUCAAUUGAAGCAUUGUUUCUUUUCAACAACUGAUAAAGACGAGCUGUAUCUUAACCUGGUCCUUGAGUUUGUAUCUGAUACUGUCUAUCGAGUUUCAAAGAAUUAUAUUAGGUCAACUCAACAUAUGCCUCUGAUCAAUGUGCGACUUUAUACAUAUCAGAUCUGUCGUGCAUUAAAUUACCUACAUCAUGUUGUUGGUGUGUGUCAUCGUGACAUUAAGCCCCAAAAUUUGCUGGUUAAUUCUCAAACACAUCAGCUUAAGAUAUGUGAUUUUGGGAGUGCAAAAAUGCUGGUGCCAGGUGAACCCAACAUAUCGUAUAUUUGCUCACGGUAUUACAGGGCUCCUGAACUUAUAUUUGGCGCUACCGAGUAUACCACUGCAAUUGAUAUGUGGUCUGUUGGUUGUGUCAUGGCUGAGCUACUUCUAGGACAGCCAUUGUUUCCUGGGGAGAGCGGUGUUGAUCAGUUGGUGGAAAUUAUCAAGAUUCUCGGGACACCAACAAGAGAAGAAAUUCGAUGCAUGAACCCAAAUUACACUGAAUUCAAGUUUCCUCAGAUCAAAGCACACCCAUGGCACAAGAUAUUCCACAAGCGAAUGCCCCCUGAAGCAGUUGACUUGGUGUCACGGCUGCUCCAAUAUUCACCAAAUCUUCGUUGCACCGCUUUGGAAGCAUGUGCGCAUCCCUUCUUCGACGAGUUACGAGACCCAAAUGCGGUGUUACCUAAUGGCCGAGCUCUACCUCCUUUAUUCAAUUUUACAGCUCAAGAAUUGGCUGGUGCAUCAACUGAGUUGCGACAUCGUCUUAUUCCCGAGCAUGCAAGGAAUUAACGUUACGUGAGCAUCGUGUGGUCUUGUCUGUGCAAUGUAAUUGAGAUUUUGAUUGUUUUCUGUUGUUGUCGUACGCAAGCUAUGCUGCCGUGCUCUUUUAAGCCAAGACCCACCACGGUUUGAAUCACUGCGGACAAAUUGGUGUGUUGUAAAGUCGACUCUUGGAAGUGUUUUUGAUCUCUGACAAUUCAUAUGGAGCAAACUGCUGAGGGGACACUAUCACGUUGAUGGAAUGGGUCUGCAUGGCGGGAGGGUCUGCAUGCUUACAGAAAUGUGUUCUCAAACAAACGCUUUGGUUUUGGAAACUAACUUAAAUGUGAUCUGUCUAGAUUGAUUAGGUUCUCAUUUAUACCGUUCUUUCUCAUUUUUCACUGUUAAAAGAGAAAUUCAAGAUUCAACAUACUGACUUUGUGUUCUUCAAUUUUGUUUGUAUAAUAAUUAUUAUUACCAAGUAGAAUUGUAGAGCAAUGGAUGAGCAUGAUACAUCAAUUCACUCUCUAUUAUUUGCUAAUGAGGCUUUGUACAAGAAACCUUGUCUUAUCUAAUACCGCAGAAAGAGCAUCCGUAACUAAA